CCUACAACUGCUACUGCUCUGCAACUCCUCCACCACCACCGACCGCCGUGAAAGCUCUGACGGCGAUGACAACGCAGGAAUCCGAAGUCGGAAUAUUCUGCUACAUCUCUCCUCUCCCCGGUUUUCGCGGCAUUCUUAAGCAAAGGUAUUCUGAUUUUAUGGUGAAUGAAGUCGAUAUGGAAGGAAAUGUGGUUCAUUUGACCAAUUUGGAAGCUCCGCCGGAGGUAGUGAAGGAAAACGGAGCGAAGACGGAGGAUGCUGCGAGUAAAGAUUAUAGUGCUGAAAUCGAGAAGUUUAGGUGUCUUGCUAGUGGUGAAGAUGUUGAACGGUUGGAAGCUUUCAUCAGGGAGGUUAAUUCGGGGAGUGAAGAUGGUGUUAUGCCUAUUGUGCUCUCACCAGACUAUGAUAAAGUUCAUAGGACGGCGGUGCAUAACUUUUUUAAGGAGAACUUAAAGUUCCUUGUGACCGACGCAGUGGAUGGACCAGAUGCUUCAUCAAAGUGCAUCCGUGUGAGACUAAAUUCGGGAGGGCAGAAUGGCAGAGGCAGAAAUUCGAAAAAGCGAAAAGAAAGGGGUGAUAAACCUUUUGAUAGCAGAGGUGUUGAUGACUGGUCAGAGCAUGUUGGCAAGUUCCUAAGGUUUCAUCUUUUCAAGGAGAACAAGGAUACACAAGAAGCUUUAGGAGUUAUAGGAAAGAUGCUUGGUAUACAGCCAAGGGCAUUUGGGUUCGCGGGUACAAAGGAUAAGCGUGCUGUUACUUGUCAAAGGGUAACCGUCUUUAAACAGUUUGCAAGUAGAUUGGCUGCUUUGAAUGAUAGGUUGAUCGGUAUCAAAGUAGGCGACUUUUGCUAUGUGAAAGAAGGACUUUCUCUUGGCCAACUCCUGGGAAAUCGCUUUACAAUUACAUUGAGAGGAGUUGUUGCAGAUUCUGAAGAUAUCAUCCAGGCCUCUGCAAAUGCCUUAGGAAAACAGGGAUUUGUUAACUACUUUGGUUUACAAAGAUUUGGAAGUGGUUCAAUUCCAACACAUCUUAUUGGAGCUUCACUACUGAGAGGAGAGUGGAAAUCUACUGUAAGCAUGAUGCUUGAACCAAGGGAAGGAGAAAGAGAUGUGAUUACCGAGGCACGGAAAUACUAUAAGGAAAGUAAUGAUAUUGACGGGACCUUAAGGAAAUUACCUCGAUAUCUUGUUGCUGAAAGAGCUGUUCUGCAGUGUCUGAAGAAAUGUCCUGGAAACUACUCUCAGGCUUUGAAAGCUGUUCCCAGAACUUUGAGGAUGAUGUAUGUGCAUAGUUACCAGAGCUAUUUGUGGAACCAUGCAGCAAGUAUGAGAGUGCAAAAAUAUGGAACUGACCGAGUUGUGGUGGGAGACUUGGUAUAUUGUAAAGGACAUGAAACUGAGAAGGUGACUGGAAUUGUUAGUUCUGAGUGUGUGGAUGAAAAUGUUAACGAUGAAAACUGUGAUGAUACAUUUGAUCCUAAUCAUUUGGAUGAUAUAUCAGAAACAAAUGUUCCUGAGGCGAGGGUUAGUCUUGUAAAGGCUGUAACUGCAGAAGAUAUCAACAACGGGACUUACACAAUUGAUGAUAUUGUCCUUCCUCUGCCAGGAUCAAGGGUCAUCUUUCCAGAAAAUGAUAUUGCUGCUGUUUUUCAUGAUCUUGCAAAGAAGGAUGGAAUUAGCUUGACAGAGAGCGUACAUAAUGUCAAGGAGUUCUCAAUAACGAAUGUGACCGGAAGUUAUAGGCGGGUGUUCCAAAAACCAGUGGACUUUGAAUGGGAUAUACUAAAGUAUAUUGAUGGCAAUAUACCAUUGGUGGAGACGGAUUUUGAAAAAAUUGCAAAAACCAAGCCUGUGAAUGUAAACAAAGAGUACCCAACAGGUGUCAGUGGAGAUGGAAGUUUACAUGAUCGCAUCAAACAGUCAGAGUGCUCUGUCAAUGAUGUACAACUGCCGAAAAAAGAUAAUGAGGUGGAAAGCGAGGGAGAAAAGUUGCCACAUGUUGAAUCUCUUGGUGGCCCUAUUCCUCAGGGAACUCAGAUUGCUCUCAAGUUGAGCUUUACUCUCCCAGCAUCUUGUUAUGCAACAAUGGCCAUCAGAGAGCUACUGAAGACUUCGACAUCUGUAUGUGCCUCAUGUUCUUACUUUUACUGUAUGAUUGCUUACAGGUUAUAAUAAUUAUCGCAUUACUAGGAAUUGAUAAAUUUAAACUACCAGUUCAGUAAUCUUCAAUUUUGAAUAUCUACUAAAUAUGCCUGCUUUUGUAGUAACUAGUGGGGAAACUUUCUAAUUAGAGUUAGGUGAAUAUGGUUCAACCUACUUCCAUCUCUUACCUGUAUGUAUACUGAAAACAAUAUGGAUGUGCAGAAAUUUACUGAAUUUACUAAGCAAGUCCUUGAAUUAGUGUCAGAUUGUAGCUUAAGACCUGAAGCUUCUCGUGACCAAUAUAAUCUGAAACUUAUGUGUAAAUCUAAAACUUUGUGGUCAUGGUUGAAAUCUGUCCUGAAGAACAGAGAUCUUGUGGUAGCGAACUUUUGCAGAAGGCUAAACUAUUGCUUGUAUUAUAUCAUGGUUAACAUGCGUGAAAUUAUGAAUGCAUAACAAUACAUUUAUGUUCACCCAUCGUUGCUGCAGGUUGCUUUCCACAAAACAUUGAACUAGAGAGUGCAUUGCUACGUGUGCUAGGCAUUCAAGAAGGAGAAAUGGUUAUUUUGAGGUGACAAACAAAUUACAGAAGUCAAUAGACACUGGAGAAAACAAAGUUCACAGACCGUUUUCACACAAUGAGAUCAUCCUUUUAUCGGCUUUACAGAGUCGAUGCCUAGAACUGCAAAUUGUUGUUUAAAAUCUCCUCUGGUUACUAA
Messenger RNA from Fragaria vesca subsp. vesca, 2860 nucleotides. RefSeq names its product multisubstrate pseudouridine synthase 7-like. Gene Ontology annotation, biological process: pseudouridine synthesis. The coding region runs from base 66 to 2171 and encodes 701 amino acids. Gene Ontology annotation, molecular function: pseudouridine synthase activity; RNA binding. NCBI's taxonomy places the organism in Eukaryota, Viridiplantae, Streptophyta, Magnoliopsida, Rosales, Rosaceae. Gene Ontology annotation, cellular component: nucleus. The record is from RefSeq and is a predicted model, not a curated record. The transcript is spliced from 19 exons.